Molecule: messenger RNA, 996 nt
Organism: Dibothriocephalus latus
Lineage: Eukaryota; Metazoa; Platyhelminthes; Cestoda; Diphyllobothriidea; Diphyllobothriidae
Source: the annotation of a GenBank genome assembly
UGGCCGGAGGUUAAGGUCGCCAAAGAAGAGCACCGCCAUGAGCUGGUACUCUCGGGCCCGGAAAUUUUGAAGCGCGUUGAAGCCAAUGGCCUGGACGAACUGAUUUUCAGCCUGAAGCAGCUUAAUUUCCUUGAAAUCUCGCGCUCUGGUAUAAGCACUCUUCCCGAUGACAUUCAAAAAUUGGGCGAUUUGACGAAACUCUCCUUAAAACACAAUGCUCUGACUGAAAUUCCUGUCGGCCUGGGGAAUGUUAACAACCUGCGUUUCCUCGAUCUUUCCUUUAAUCACAUAUCAAAUCUGCCAGAAAAUAUUUUCGACAAUUUGAGCCACUUAGAGAGUCUGGCACUGGACUCCAACGAGCUUCAGUCUCUACCCCCUCUUAAGGGGCUUGUAGAAUUGCACGUACUUUCAGUUUCGAGUAACAAACUAUCGGCCCUACCGGAAACCCUCAGUGGAUGCUCUAAACUCAUGAAUGUCGACUUCUCGCGUAACGCCCUAACUAGUUUGCCAACCGACUUGAACAAACUCACCAACCUGCACCGAUUUAAUGUUUGUGAUAAUAAUCUUACCGAGAUCCCCGCGACACUGGGGGAGUGUCGCAAACUUCGAGAAUGCCUGCUAGAACGCAAUCCACUCAAAGACAAUCGUCUCAAAAAGAUGGCCUCUGAUCCGCGCUCGAGCGCUUACAGCAUUCGAGUAAUUGACCCAGAAGCCGUACGCGCCAGCCUUCGACCGCGAAUCUUUGCAUGCACCGUGGCCGGCGUCAUUUUCCGGGAUGAAACCGUCCUCAAGGACUUUCUGCGCUUCCAGGUGAAACUACACAACGAUGUGGGCGAGCAGCGUCGGGUAGCAACUCUCUGCACUCACGAUGAAGCCUUUGUCAAACUACCUCUUACCUAUUCGAUAAACCCCGUGGACUCCAUUUCGGUGAGCUUUUCUUCUCUCGGGAAAGGCCAUAAAAGUGCCUCGUCACCUUCCUUAGUUUAUUUCCAAUAA